Messenger RNA from Durotheca rogersii, 1959 nucleotides. RefSeq names its product glycoside hydrolase family 72 protein. The transcript has 3 exons. The coding region runs from base 360 to 1640 and encodes 426 amino acids. Gene Ontology annotation, molecular function: 1,3-beta-glucanosyltransferase activity. Gene Ontology annotation, biological process: fungal-type cell wall (1->3)-beta-D-glucan biosynthetic process. The record is from RefSeq and is a predicted model, not a curated record. Lineage: Eukaryota; Fungi; Ascomycota; Sordariomycetes; Xylariales; Xylariaceae. Gene Ontology annotation, cellular component: cytoplasm; fungal-type cell wall.
GCCCGGCUGCAGACCUACGGACCUAGCCGAGUCGAGUUAAUCGACUGGAGCGCAGAGAUCACCAACACUCGUUUGCCCGUCCAUCGCUGCCAGUCCUGUGGCGUGACGCCUUCAUCUCCGCGACAGACUCAUUCGCUACUCAUAGUCAUACAUUUCCCCAGGAUGCGCAAUUGACAUUCGUUAUUCCACCACCGUAUCUACCCUACUCGUUUGUGGGUGCGCGCUAUAGAUGGUCUAGGUUUGCUGCCGGUGGGCCGUAUAUGAUCGGAAAGAGUCGUGACUUGAGUCUGGAUCUGUAGGAGGAAAUUCUUUUUCUAGAAAAAAGAUUUCUUGGGUCACGUCCAAUCGACCGAUCCUUUAUGAUGCGUUCCUCGCUACUUCUGGCGCUGGGUAGCGCUACUGCAUCAUUUGCGUUACCCACGAUCGAGGCGGCUGGUGGCAAGUUCUUCACAAGCGAUGGUGACCAGUUUUUCAUAAAAGGAAUCGCUUACCAGCUCACUCCGAACGAUCCGUUAAUUGAUACUGAGCAAUGUACACGAGAUGCCACGCUUAUGAGGAGGCUGGGUGCCAAUACCAUCCGUGUCUACCAUGUCGAUCCAAAUGCAGACCACUCCGGCUGCAUGGCCGCUUUUUCAGAUGCUGGCAUAUACGCCAUGAUAGAUAUGGAUACUUUUGAUACUUACAUCCUGCCGAAUGACCCUUGGUGGAACCAGACGCAGUUUGACCGAUAUUCCGAGGUCAUGGAUGCUUUCCACCGAUACGAUAAUCUACUCGGCUUGUUUGUCGGAAACGAGAUCAUCGCGAUCAAUAAUCAGUCUCUCUCCGCCCCGUUCAUCAAGGCGAGCAGCCGGGAUCUCAAGGCGUAUAGGGAUUCCCAAGGGUACCGGAAAAUCCCAAUCGGCUACUCUGCUACCGACAUCGCCGAGCUUCGGCCCAUGCUUCAGGAUUAUCUGACCUGUGGCGGCAACGCAUCCGAGAACGUCGACUUCUAUGGUCUGAAUUCUUACCAGUGGUGUGAUCCCACAGACUACCAGACCUCCGGAUAUUCCAACCUGCAGACCCAAGCCAAGGAUUUCCCCGUUCCCAUAUUCUUCUCGGAGACCGGAUGCAAUACACCCGGGCCGCGGCUGUUCAACGAUCAGGCCGCCAUAUUCGGCCCUAAUAUGGUCAACGACUGGAGCGGAGCCAUCGUUUACGAGUGGAUUGAGGAGGCUAAUGAGUACGGUCUAAUUUCGUACGGCCCCAGGGCCGACCCGACCGCCACGGGCCGGAAUAUUGAAGGAGGCUACACACGCGCGGGCACGCCGACGCCGGUUUCUCCUGAUUUCGAUAAUCUCAGUAAGCACUGGGCGACGAUUACUCCCACAGGGGUUGCCAGGUCCGAUUACGACACGAACGCAGUCUCGACGCGCGCUUGCCCAACCUCGACGGCUAGCGGGUGGCUCGUAAACGGCAACGUCGCUCUCCCCAGCUUAGGGGAAACCUUGACCAACAGCUACUCGUCCGUACCUAGUGCUACCGGCGCCGCCGACAGCGCCAGCCCGACAGAGUCCCCGAACUCCGUCUCAGGGUCUGCCGAGAUCGCCGGCAUGGCUGCUGGCCUCGUGGGCGUGAUGAUGAUUUUCGCGCUAUGGUUUUAAUUGUAAUUUCUACCGGCAGCAUGCCGCCCCCGGUGUAGCCUCCUAUCCGCUUAACUUUCUAUAUGCGGGAAGUUUCAUAACCAACAUAAUCAGUCGAGAGGCCAGCCCGCCGAAUUUUCUCGCAGAGUCGCUACCAGCGGGGAGUUGGGGAUUGGGCGUAUCGUUUAAUUAUACUAUGAGAGACGAACGUGGAUGCGUCCUCAGGCAGUCGACGCUAAUGACUGCCACGAGGCUAGGAUUUCACAGCUGGGACACAUACCCGCCUUAAACCAAAUUAGCUACCUAAUAUACAAGUUAUAUCGUAUCUGGUUGCGGUAUA